Molecule: messenger RNA, 1216 nt
Organism: Anopheles bellator
Lineage: Eukaryota; Metazoa; Arthropoda; Insecta; Diptera; Culicidae
Exons: 2
Coding region: 15-1124 (369 amino acids)
Source: RefSeq, a predicted model, not a curated record
GUUCCACGUUCGAAAUGAAAGGCCUUACGACGGCUCUACUGAGCCUGCUGCUGAUUGCGGCCAUCGUUCCCACGUACGAUUGCUUUAUUUUCUUGUACAUUCCCAUGUGGAUCCAGCAGCAGGUGUCGGCACUGAACGGACUGUUCUCUCCACCACCCGGUGCCGCUGGUAAUGGUUCGAAUGUGGACGGACUAGGAAUCAACACCGCAGGACGACGUCGACGUGAUCUGUUUAGCCUCCUACCCCCACCAGGUCCGCUGGCACGACGUCCUCUGUUGGGUGCACCACCAGCUCCGGCUCCCGGUGGUGGUUCCCCGGUGGUACCCAACAACCUACCACUGAGUGGCCUCCUCAGCGGGGGUCUUCCCAGCAACCUGUCCUCUCCGUUCAUUCCACCCAUCCCGGCCAAUUACACGCAAGCGUUCGAAACGCUGGUGACGCAGUUCCGGACACUACCCCUCAACGGUAUGGACAGCAUCGUUCGGUCGCUCUCGACGGCCUACAACAGCUCCUUCAGCCGAAUGUUCACGGAGAAUGGGUUCAAGCGGAUCAACGCAUCGCUCGAGCAAGCCCGAUCGGUGAUCGGCCGCGGCGUUGACUCAAUCGUCGAUCAGGGUAUGCAAGGCUUCGAGCAGGCCAUCGCCAGCUACAACCGCUCGUCCGGACGCGUUCAACAAUGCGUCGGCCGGGAGCUGAAACCGACCGCCCUGGCACGACGCGUGGUGGGCAAAGGAAAACGCUGCGUCAACCGGAAGUGGAACGAACUGUCCCAGAUCGGUAGCGACAUGGCGAACGACAUCGUGACGGCGGACACCGGGGCCAGGGAGUUUCUGGGCAACUUAAGCGCCUGCCAGGCGGCCAAUCUGGCACCGAACGCGACCAGUGUGACCGAGCUCAACACCCAGCGCAGGCAGUGUUACGUGCGGGCGAUCGGGAGCUUCCCCAUGUCGAUGCUGUUCAUUCCGGUCAACUUGGCGGUGAAAGCGGGCCAGCUGUACGGUGCGCUGCAAACCCUGCAAACGCACGUGGCCCUGUGCUCCAGCGAGAUGGGCGUCGAGAUCGGUUUGGCUACGGCCGAAGUGACGUCGAAGAUUGCACUCUGCACGGCGCUCCCCCCGUCAUAAGAGUGGGCAUUCCUCGUGCGCGAUGAUCAACGGACGACGGGCGAUGUUCCGAAAAUGUAGAGAAAUACAUUAGAGACAGUACUAGUUUCGCA